This is a messenger RNA of Impatiens glandulifera, 3876 nucleotides long. Its product is annotated as kinesin-like protein KIN-4A. The transcript is spliced from 26 exons. The record is from RefSeq and is a predicted model, not a curated record. NCBI's taxonomy places the organism in Eukaryota, Viridiplantae, Streptophyta, Magnoliopsida, Ericales, Balsaminaceae. Bases 311 to 3433 code for a protein of 1040 amino acids. Gene Ontology annotation, biological process: microtubule-based movement; mitotic spindle organization. Gene Ontology annotation, molecular function: ATP binding; microtubule binding; microtubule motor activity.
AACUACCCUUUUCUCUCUCUAUAUUUCUCUCUCUCUAUACCACUUGUUGUCUCCUGCCUUCCACCACUUCUUCCUCCUCCCUUCCCACUCUCUCUCUCCCUCUGUCAUCUUCCUUUGUGCUCUCUGCUACGCCAUUUUCACUUUCUCAGCUCUCCAAUCCUCUGUUUUCCACCUUCAUCAGGAUAUUUAUUACAAUUUCUAUCCAGCUAACCAAACUGAAUUCACCUUCACAAAGAACUGUAACUGUCUUCGUGGCUUCUCACUCUCUCUCUAUCUAUCUCUAUCUCUCUCCUGAUUUUUUAAGCUUCCGAUGGAAGCGAACACUGAGGACUGCUGCGUUAAAGUGGCGGUUCACAUCCGGCCGCUCAUCGGAGAUGAGAAACUCCAGGGAUGCAAGGAUUGCGUCACUGUCGUUAAUGGAAAGCCUCAGGUACAACUAGGUAUGCAUUCGUUCACAUUUGAUCAAGUCUAUGGAAGUACAGCUUCUUCUCCAUCUCUCAUGUUUGAAGAGUGUAUAGCCCCACUCGUUGAUGGUUUGUUCCAAGGAUAUAAUGCAACUGUUCUAGCUUAUGGCCAGACUGGUUCAGGGAAAACGUACACAAUGGGAACUAGCUUUAGAGAUGAAUCCAGGACAGGUAUAAUUCCUCUAGUUAUGGAGGCAUUAUUCAGCAAAAUCGAGAGUUCAAAGCAUCAAAGAGAGUACCAAUUGCAUGUUUCCUUCAUUGAGAUCCUAAAAGAAGAAGUACGUGACUUGCUGGAACCAACAUCAGUCAAUAAAUCAGAUAAUAUAAAUGGACAAGUAGGAAAAGUAUCUAUUCCAGGGAAACCUCCAAUACAAAUCCGCGAGAGCUCCAAUGGUGUUAUUACGCUUGCUGGUUCUACUGAGGUCAGUGUGCGAACGUUAAAAGAGAUGUCCAGCUACCUGGAGCAUGGUUCUUUGAAUAGAGCAACUGGAAGUACAAACAUGAACAAUCAAUCAAGUCGCUCGCAUGCGAUCUUCACCAUCACAUUAGAGCAAAUGCAUAAGAUUGAUCCUGCUUUUCCUGGCAAUGGCAAUGGCAAUUUAAGUGAGAGUAUGACCGAAGAAUAUCUCUGUGCCAAAUUGCAUUUAGUAGACCUUGCUGGAUCUGAGCGAGCCAAACGAACUGGAUCAGAUGGCAUGCGUUUCAAAGAAGGUGUCCACAUUAACAAAGGCCUUCUCGCACUUGGAAAUGUUAUUAGUGCACUUGGUGACGAAAAAAAGCGAAAAGAAGGUCUUCAUGUUCCAUACAGAGACAGUAAACUAACUCGGCUUUUGCAGGAUUCUUUAGGUGGCAAUAGCAGAACUGUGAUGAUAGCCUGCAUUAGUCCUGCUGAUAUAAAUGCGGAGGAAACUCUAAACACAUUGAAAUAUGCAAACCGUGCACGGAACAUUCAGAAUAAGCCUGUUGUAAAUAGAGACCCAUUGUCCAGUGAGAUGUUGAAAAUGCGCCAACAGUUAGAAUACUUGCAGGCAGAACUUUGUGCUCGUGGAAAUGGAGGUUCGUCAGAUCAAAUGCAGAUGCUGAAAGAAAGGAUAACCUGGCUUGAAUCUACUAACGACGAUCUAUGCCGCCAGCUUCACGAAUAUCAAAGUAGAUGUGGUGUUCGGGAGCACUGUCAAACAGAUGAGCUUGUCAGUGAUGUCUGUUCUAUGAAGAGUGUGGACUUUAAGAGAGAUUUGCAAAGCACUGAUUCUUCUGACUACCAUAUGGAUGAUAGCAUAACUGGUGAUCCUGGAGAAAUAGAUGAAGAAGCAGAAAAAGAAUGGGAACACACCCUUCUACAGAACUCAAUGGAUAAAGAACUAAAUGAACUAAACAGGCGAUUGGAACAGAAAGAGUCGGAGAUGAAACUAUUUGGUUCUGUGGCCCUUAAGCAGCACUUUGGGAAGAAAAUCAUGGAACUAGAGGAAGAAAAAAGAACUGUUCAGCAAGAAAGGGAUCGGUUAUUGGCUGAAGUUGAAAAUCUCGCUGCUAACAAUGAUGGGCAAACACAGAAAAUGCAAGAUAUCCACACACAAAAACUUAAAUCCCUAGAAGCACAGAUUCAGGAUCUUAGGAGAAAACAAGAAAACCAGGUUCAGCUUUUAAAGCAAAAACAAAAGAGUGAUGAAGCAGCUAAACGAUUGCAAGAAGAAAUACAAUACAUCAAAGCACAAAAGGUUCAACUGCAACAAAGAAUGAAACAAGAAGCUGAACAAUUUCGUCAAUGGAAGGCCUCUAGAGAAAAAGAACUCCUGCAGUUACGAAAGGAAGGGAGGAGAAAUGAGUAUGAAAGGCACAAACUGCAAGCCUUAAAUCAGCGCCAGAAAAUGGUUCUUCAAAGAAAAACAGAGGAGGCUGCAAUGGCUACUAAGAGGCUAAAGGAGUUGCUAGAGGCACGAAAAUCUUCAGCACGCGAUAAUUCAGGUACAAACGGAAAUGGAACAACCGCUCAGAACAAUGAAAAAGCCUUACAACGUUGGCUUGAUCAUGAGUUAGAAGUCAUGGACAAUGUUAAUGAAGUUCGCUAUGAAUAUGAGAAACAAAGUCAAGUACGAGCCGCAUUGGCAGAAGAGUUAGCAGUGUUAAAACAAGUUGAUGAAUUUGCAGCAAAGGGGCGUAGUCCUCCGAGAGGGAAGAAUGGUUUUGCUAGAAUAUCUUCCAUGUCACCGAAUGCCAGAAUGUCAAGAAUAUCUUCUCUCGAGAAUAUGUUAAGCAUCUCGUCAAACUCGCUUGUGGCAAUGGCUACACAACUAUCAGAAGCUGAAGAACGUGAACGCGCCUUUGGUACUCGUGGGAAAUGGAACCAGUUGCGCUCAAUGGGCGAAGCAAAGAUCUUACUUCAAUAUAUGUUUAAUUCUCUUGCGGAAUCAAGGUGCCAAUCAUGGGAGAGAGAUAUUGAAGUGAAGGAAAUGAAGGAACAAAUGAAAGAGCUGGUGGGUGUUCUCCGACAGAGCGAAUCAAGGAGAAAGGAAGUUGAGAGAGAGUUGAAAAUAAGAGAACAAGCUGAGGCAGUUGCACUUUCAACUCCACCCCCAGCCGCCAUCUCUCAUAAUUCCUUGAAGCAUUUUGCUGAUGAUUUAAGUAGUAGUCCAUUGUCCCCAAUGUCUCUUCCUGCUCAGAAACAGCUCAAAUAUACAGCAGGCGUCGCUAAUGGCUCUUCCAUCAGAGAAUCAGCAGCUUUAGCAGCAGAUCAAGCACGAAAGAUGGUUCCAAUUUCACAGCUGUCAAUGAAGAAGCUGGCACUAGUUCAAGGUGGGAAACUAUGGAGGUGGAAGAGAAGUCAUCACCAAUGGCUAGUACAGUUUAAAUGGAAAUGGCAGAAGCCAUGGAAGCUAUCGGAAUGGAUAAGGCAUAGCGAUGAAACAGUAAUGAGGCCAAGGCCUCGUCCACAAGCCUUGCCAGAUGUUAUUUAUCAUCACAGACGCUAGCUCAUCUUGUCCAAAAAUCUUCUUUUGAUUGACCGUUUUUAGAAUGGCUGGCACCAAUAAUAGGCCAUGGAACGGUGGCAGUUGGAAAAUUGAUUUCAGUAUUAGUUAGCCCUGAUAAAUCUCGGAGUUCUUUGUCGGGUCAUAAUGCUGGAUUGCUGGUGGCUGCCGCUGUGUAGUAAGUAAGUAAGUAAGAAGAGUGAUGAAGAGAUGAUUAUAUAUAUACAAAAUAAUAUGGCAAAAACAGUAUAACCCAAAAGUAGUAGUAAGUAGUGUAAAAAAGGAAAUAUGAAAAACACUUUUAUUAAUCGGGCGGGGUCAGUUUGUAGAUGUUUUUCCUUAUUAUUAUUAUUAUUGUGUCUAAUUUUCUCUAUAUUGUCGGUGUUAUUUGCCUGGUGUUGUUGACUGUUGAUGUGUGCAUACACAAUAAUGAUUUUGGUUUAAAA